AUUCACUUAUCUGUAAACAGCUAUACUACUUUCACUAUAUCUCGUGUAGACUGACAGGCUGAUAAACCUGCUUGGAAGAUUUCAUCACUGUAUUUAAGACAAACUGCUUCAAGGCAUUAUUUUCAGAAGCCGGGGACGGAAGCCACCAGAGCACCCCCUUUAAAAAAAAAAAACAAUGAGCAUUUCUCAAACACGAGUCACUCCCUUAGCCUGCAUAUAUAGCACAUUGGUAAGGACGCUGUCCAGGCUGCAUUUGAUAUAAUAGCUUCACAAAACACACAGCAAUACUAUUAAAGGAAACAGGUACAAAAAAUAGCAGGCUAGAUAAACCAAAACUAGCGACCACUUUGCAUCAAUGGCAGACAAGGGGCAAAUCAAACAGACAGCAGCCAUAGUGCUGGGUUGCUUGGAGAGUGUGUCUUCAUUUGCCGCCACCUUCAACCCUCUGUUUGGCAUCAUCACCACACUGGUUGGUGCAGCGAGGAAAGGCCUGGUGGAUGAUGACACAAGCAAGCUGGACAAGGACUUCCAGCAAAUUCAUGAGAAGUUGGAGGGCAUCUCUGAGCAGAACAAGCAGCUGCUGGACCAGAUCCACACUGCUGAGAUUACCAUAAACUAUGGUAAUUUGGAAAAGAACAUCGAGCACCAGUAUCGAAGCUUCAAGAACAUGGUGGAAAACAUCAGGGAAGUCCCUGAAAAAAGUGAGCAUUAUAGAGAGGAAUUCAAGAAAAUCUAUAGAAAACAAAAAGGCCACCAGAAUUUGAACAGGUACUAUGAUGCCAUCAUGGAAGACGGGGGACCUUUUGGGAAGCCGCUACUGAAAUUUUAUCUAGAGCAUUUCAAGAAGAACAAGAAGGAUUUGGAGACAACAUGCUCUCAUCUGGCCUACAUCUUCCACAUCGGCCUCAUAGCACUGAUGGCCUACUAUGUGGUUACUGAGGAUAAUGAGGAUGAGUUCAGGGAUGAAUGGGGCCAAAAGGUCUUUAACAUUCAGACCAAGAUGCAAGAAGUCCUGAAUGAGUGUAACUAGAAGAAGUGGUUCCAAAUUCACUGAAAUUUUGUUAAACCACAGCUGUCUUAGUUUCUUCUGCAUGUGAGAACACAUUUUUUUUUCUUCCUGAAUUGCUUUUGUAUGUUUAUUAGAUUAGCACUUACAGAUUUCAAUCUUUUUUCAUAUCCUUAUAUGGCUGUAUAUAUCAGAAACUUUUGCUGGAUAUACAGUAAAGUUGUAGACAUAUUUGUGUAUUAUGAUCAGUGUUAUUCAUUUUGGCAUUUUGGAAUCAUGGGCUAUAAUGUCUCAGAGCUUAAUUUGACUGACUAUUAGCUUGGAAAAGGGAGCAUUGUAUAGUCACAUACUUUUUUUAUCAGACAUUGAAAUAUUAAAAAAAAUAGAUAUCAGUUUAAAUCAGAUUAAAUAAUUUUAUUAGUAUGGUUAUAAUGGGUCAAAAAGUCCCAGUAUAUCUUUUAAAGAACUUGCUCCAUGAGUUGAGCUCAGUCCAUGUCACUCAACUCUUUUCAUGAAUAACCACCACCACAGCACAAUAUGCAAAUUAGCAUGAUUUGCAGCAGCCGACUAGUGACAUCUACAGUCUUUACGAAGAAUUACAUGGAUACACUUGCACAGAUAUCUAUCUUCCCACAUAAAAGACCCAAAAAUA
Messenger RNA from Tachysurus fulvidraco (yellow catfish), 1658 nucleotides. Its product is annotated as protein rapunzel-like. The coding region runs from base 356 to 1030 and encodes 224 amino acids. The transcript has 2 exons. The record is from RefSeq and is a predicted model, not a curated record. Lineage: Eukaryota; Metazoa; Chordata; Actinopteri; Siluriformes; Bagridae.